AUGGCGACCCCGUCGAGCGCGUUCCCAUACUCGCCCACACCGCAAGAUUCGGCCGCCUUUCCCUCCGACACUCGCUCAACUCCUCCUCCUUCCAGCGUUCCUUCCGCUUCCGACUCUCGGCGACAGAGCGUCAAGCAGGCGCCCGAAACGGCUUACCCCUCACCGCCCAGCUCAAGCGCACCUUUCCCCUCCGUAUCGGCUACUCAAGCCGCUUCCGCCGCAACGACCCGCUCCACUCGCCCCGCUUACGACCCAAGCCUCGUCAUCCCGCCCUUCAACCCGAACAAGCGCAAGUCGACGUCGUCGGCCACGCCUUCGUCGAGCUCGUCGAGGCGGAACUCUGCGCAGGUUGAGACGGGUGCUGCGCAGAUGAGCGCGACGCAGCUGUACCAGCAGCAGCAGUACUAUCUGCAGCAGCAACAGCAGCAGCAGCCUCAUCAGCGACCCGUCUCCGUCAUGCCUGGCUACCCCUCGCACCCGCACACCAACUACGCCUACCCCUCGUCCGCCUUCACCCCUUCGUCCUCUGUCGCUCCCUCGCCCGUCCCGACUCCCGCCCCCGUCCAAGGUGGUCCAGGCGGGUCCGUGUCGUCCCGCUCUCGCCAAUCAGUCGGCUACCUCCCGACCUCUCCCUCGAACGCCCAAUCCUUCGCCGGCCAAGGCCCCUACCCGCACCUCUACACUCCGCACCCGAUGCCGCGCCAGAAGGUCUAUUUCGGUCCCUACAUCCUCCUCCAGACGCUUGGCGAAGGCGAGUUUGGAAAGGUCAAGUUGGGCGUGCAUGCGGAGCGGUGGGGUGAGGACGUUGCGAUCAAGCUCAUCAAGCGAGGGAAUGUCGACACGGUGCAACGUGGUGAGAAGGUUAGGAGGGAGAUCGAGGUGCUCAAGAUGGUUCGCCAUCCGAACAUUGUCAGGCUCUACGACGUUAUCGAAACGGAGAAGUACAUCGGCAUCGUGCUCGAGUACGCGUCAGGCGGCGAGCUUUUCGACCACAUCCUCGCCCACCGCUACCUCAAGGAGCGCGACGCGUCUCGCCUAUUCGCCCAGCUCAUCUCGGGCGUCGGCUACCUCCACUCGAAGGGCGUCGUCCACCGCGACCUCAAGCUCGAAAACCUCCUCCUCGACCGCAACCGCAACGUCAUCAUCACCGACUUUGGCUUCGCGAACCGGUUCAACGAUGCGCACGUCGACCUCAUGGCGACCUCGUGCGGCUCGCCCUGCUACGCCGCGCCGGAACUCGUCGUCUCGGACGGCAAGUAUGUCGGAACGGCCGUCGAUGUCUGGUCCUGCGGCGUCAUCCUGUACGCGAUGCUCGCCGGCUACCUGCCCUACGACGACGACCCCGCCAAUCCCGAGGGCGACAACAUCAACCUCCUGUACAAGUACAUCCUCAGCACGCCCCUCACCUUUCCCGACUGGAUCACCGACGAGCCGCGUGACCUCCUCCUCACCAUGCUCGUGCCCGACCCGACAAAGCGCUGCACGAUCCACGACGUCAUGCGCCAUCCUUGGCUGCGGCGGUACGCGCCUGCGUUCGAGAAGACGGUCGACGAGCUCGAGUUCCAGGCGCAAGAGCUCGAGCGGCACAAGCGCCAUGCCCUCGAGGUUCAGCGCCAGUGGCUCAUCCAGCAGCAGAAGCAGGCUGCUCUCGCCGCGCAGGGCCUGCUCGCGCCGAGCAUGACUCGCAGCCAGACGGCGACGACCUCGAUGGGCGGCGUCGCGGCCUUCAACCCGAGCGCUUCGACUCCUGCAUCGGCGUCGAUGGCGGCUGCGGUCGCGCAGCAGCGGCACCGCUCGGCGAUGGUCACCUCAGCCUCGACUACCGCCGUCACUGCCCCGCUCUCGCAGCACGGCUUGGAGCACUACUCGAUGGCGUCGACGCCCAUGUCGCCGUCGCUCUCGCAGCCUGCGACGCCGACCGCCCCGGAAGAGCCGACUUCGCCUCGCUCUCGCACCACUUCGACCUCUUCCGCUUCUCGCCGACCGAUCCCAGUUCCGAGCUCGUCCAACCCGAACAGGCGCUCGGGACAGUACACGAUCAGCUCGACCCCGCCCACGACGCAGACCGAAUUCGUCGCCGCCAACGCCGGUCCCUUCUCGUUCGAAUCGACUCGCGCAAACACCUCGCUCCCAACGUCCGCCUCCGUUCCAAUGGUCCCCUCCCUUUCCGCUCCCGCCGCAGCUCAGUCGCUCGCCGCGGUCCCGCAUACCGCGAGCGAAGACACGGUCAUGGCCGACGGUAUGCCUUCGCCCGCCGCGAGCGCCGGCCCGUCGAGGCGCGAGAGUUCAACGGAGGAGACGAUCGACGAGAUGGCGGCGAGGAGGCGGAAGGCGGCGCAUCGUGCGACGGUGCAAGUCGAGUACGACCCAGCGGCAUCGACUCGCCGGCGAGGAGCGUCAAAGGAGCCCUCGCUUUCGACGCCGUUCGAGGGUGUCGCUGUCGAUGGACUCGGCAUCGCCACCGCUGCAGAGGCGGAAGCGUCUGCGGUCCCGGAGGAGGGUUUGCUUGAGGUUCCGGCUUCGCUGUCGCGAGGUGCGCCGAGCCCGACGCCCAGCAUGGGUGCAGUCAGCAUCAGCACAACGACCGAGACGGCGCCGGGCGAGGACGUCGUCAUGCAGUCUGUCGAGGAGGUCACGGAGCCAAUCGAGGUGCCGGACUUGUCGAAGGACGCCCCGUCUCCGCCGCCUGUUCCCGCGUCCGAAGAGACCGCCGUCGUACCGCCGACCGCCUCGACCGUCCCCUUCCCUUCCGACGCACCGAGCGCCGGCCCUUCUUCCCCGACAGAACCGACCUCGCCAACAUCUACCUCGAACGGCUUCCUCGCAGCGAUGCCUCGGAAGCGCAAGAGUUCGGGCUCGCCCGCAUCCUCCCUCAACCCCGACCCGGCGCCUGCGCUUCCUCAGCCGCCUACUGUCGCCGAAGAAGCUGCAAAGGCUUCGCAGCCGAAGACGAGCACCAACAGCCAGGCCUCACAGCCUCCGAGACCUCCUUCUGCCGCUUCCAGCCGCCACCGCCACGCUCCUUCCGCCGACCGCUUCUCGCUCCGCUCUUUCCUUGGCGGCGCGAACCAGACGAGCGAAAAGUCCGGCCGCGUCCCGCCAGUCCCGGCGAAGGACUCGCCGCUCGACGAGGUGACGAACCGGCGCAAGUCGACUCGCCGGCAGAAGGCGCUCUCGCUGCAGCCGUUCCGCCACAGCGUCAGCUCGAAACUGCCGAAGCAGGCUCGGGCGAACGUCGAGGCGGCGUCCGUCAUGGCUUCUCGGGACCGCUCCAGCACCGUUGCCGGGUCGUCGAGCACGCAGGACGGCAUGCCUCCGCCUCUUCCGAAGCCGCAAGAGGCGCUGCAGCAGGUUCAGGCGUCGCCGGCUUGGGUACGCCAAGGGCGAACGCAGAAGCUGUCGGACGGUGCUUCCUCGGCGACUGGAUCGAAGCGGUUCUCGGCGGACCUCGAGGCGAACUGGCAGGGCUCGUCGUCGUCUGUGCCGCCAUCGGGCAAGGCCAAGGCGGUCAUGGACUGGUUCCGCCGCAAGAGUACUCGCAACGAGCUGUCUGCCCAGAUGCUCGCGCCGAUCAAGACCGACUUUGACGACCGGCGCAAGCGGCCUCUCUCGACCGCGACCGAGGUCACCGAAGGAGUCGUUUCGAGCAACGUCAGCAUGCGCGACGCCGCGUCGACGCCCGUCCCGGCUGAGCGACCGCCCUCUGUCGUCAUCACCCAGCCGGUCGUCUCGGCUGCGCCUGCGGAAACCUCGCUCACGCAGAGCCAGAUCAGUCACCGCACGGCGUCGACCCUGUCGUCCAGCAUCGCGCAUGUGCCGACCUCCGCAGCUCCGCCGCCUCGCCCAUCCCAGCCUGCCCAGCAGCAGUCGAUCGCUCCGCCAGCUUUCGUCGCGAGCAAGUUGCGCUUCCACCAAGGCGCGCUCGACAAGAACGCCAUCACGUACCGGUCCCCGGACGAGGUCAUCGCUGAGAUCAAGCAGGCGCUGUGGAACAUGGGCGUCGACAUGGCUGCUGAGGGCGAGUACAAGAUCAAGUGUGUUCGCAAGAGCCGCAAGAAGGCCAUGGCAGCGUCGGCGAUUCAGCGCUCGGCCAGCUCGUCGAACGUCAAUGCGCUCGACCGCCGCCUCAGCCUCACGAACGCGCCUGGCCUCCCGCAGUCGCCGUCGAUGGGCUUCCGCUCGAUCUUUGGCAAGAAGUCGCACGCCACGACGCCCCUCCACUCUCCCUCCCUGGCUCCUUCGCCGACGCUCACCAUGCCCGGCACGCCCACCGCCUCGACGCAGGAGCACUUCGACCCGCUCUCCUCGCCGAUGACGACGUCGGUGUCGCAGUUCAGCAUGCUCUCGCUCUCGUCGCCGCAGCCUCUGCCCGACUACGGUGGGGAGAAGUCGGCCGACGCCGGCGACGAGGUCCGCUUCGUUGUCGAGAUGACGCGGGUCCGCAACCUCGACAAGCUGUACUGCGUCGACGUCAAGCGCAUGAAAGGUGGUCCGUGGUCAUACAAGCACGUCUACGACCAGCUCCUCGGCGCCCUCGAACUCGGCCCGGUCGUCUAG
This is a messenger RNA of Rhodotorula toruloides NP11, 4557 nucleotides long. RefSeq names its product serine/threonine protein kinase Kin4. The transcript is spliced from 4 exons. The record is from RefSeq and is a predicted model, not a curated record. Lineage: Eukaryota; Fungi; Basidiomycota; Microbotryomycetes; Sporidiobolales; Sporidiobolaceae. Gene Ontology annotation, molecular function: protein serine/threonine kinase activity; ATP binding; tau-protein kinase activity. Gene Ontology annotation, cellular component: cytoplasm. Bases 1 to 4557 code for a protein of 1518 amino acids. Gene Ontology annotation, biological process: intracellular signal transduction; protein phosphorylation; microtubule cytoskeleton organization.